Cuscuta campestris is the source of this 2597-nucleotide messenger RNA. The record is from the annotation of a GenBank genome assembly. Lineage: Eukaryota; Viridiplantae; Streptophyta; Magnoliopsida; Solanales; Convolvulaceae.
GGGACUUAGUAGUCCGACAACCCUGACCGGGCUUAGUGUACGUACAUGGUAUUCAGACUUUCGAGUACCACCCCUAUUUUUCUAGUCUCCCUCGUGAGACUAAGAAGGACAUGAGUUCGUCGUACCAAAUGGGCGAAUCUCAUAGUUGCAAGGUCAUUCCUUGUUGACUUAGAAUCAUACAGCAUGAAGUCAUCAUCAAGUAAAAUCAUCAUGACUAUGUGUAACAUCAAUUACGCAUCAUGUAAUCCUCAUCAAGAACAAUUAUAUUGAUUACAUAAGCGUCAUGUAAUCAUCAUCAAGAACAAUCAAAUUGAUUAAAUUAAAUGUGCCAUAAUCAUGCAAUUAUCAUUAAAUAUUUAUCAUCAUGAUUCAUCAAAUUGACCAUAUGAUAUAAAGUGUCAUAUCAGGAAUAUUGUUAUACAUAUUUGUGGACAUAUAUAUACGUAUAUGUCUAUGAAUUAUUCUACAAUUCUAGCGUGGUACCACUCAGCGGUUUUGCUGAGCGUGUAGUUUGUAUUUUUCGUUGACUACACGUAGGUAACAAGAAGACAAUGAUGGAACCUUUCCCGGAGGGCAUUGAGUCAGAGGAGAUGCAAGGAUGGCAGGCAAUGUUUGGUCAACAGAUUUUAAAAUGUGUCAUGAUUUGAUUAUUAUUGUACUUCCGCAUUACUCUGAAAAUAUUUUUUAAAUGGGUCGCGAUCCAGAGUCUGUAAAUUUAAUAUUUUUAAGUAAUUGUCAUAUUCAAAUGUCAAAAUAUGGCUAGCACUCAACAACAUUCGCAAGCUGGACGGGAAAUCCAUAAACCAAUUCUCCGAUCCUCUCUAAGGCACGAGAAACCUGAAGCUCUUUCAGACCGUAAUGAAUUGCAAUGUCAUAGUUCCCCAAAACCUAAGCUCCGAAAAUCUCCCAGGCUUAAAAGAAAAGAUCGGCCGAGCACUUUGACAGUGGUGCAGGCAUUAAGUGGCUCAAGGUCAAAGAACGUGCAAAGCCAUUCUACUCCCUUGCCCGUCACCCCAAAGCCAAAGCCUAUAUCUGACAAUGUACAAAAACAGAUCAAGCAGAAGAGAAAGCGGGAAGAAGUAGAAAGUGAAAGUGUGGCCAAACCUUCUAGGGGUGGGUUGAAACUUCGAAAACGUGGAUGUGUUUCAAUGCACCGCGUUGUGAAACAAAUGCAAUCUUAUAUUGGAGUUUUGGCCAGGACUAAAGCUCCAAUAUGGUUUGACACUUGGAGGCAAGUUCCGGUAACCAUCAAGAACAAGAUUUGGAAAUCUGUCACGUUGGGGUUCGACCUACCCCCUUCUGCACGAAAACUUGUGCUACAGUCGGUGAAUCCGAAGUGGAAACAAUUCAAGAGUACCCUGACAUGUCGAUAUAUUCUUCCCUUUCGAGAUGAACCUAAGAAGCUGAGGACUCCACCAGAGGACUUCUCUUUCUUGGAAAAGAAUCAUUUGGAUAUUUUUGUUGCUGAUCGUCUAAGCCCUGAGUUCUUGAAAGUCCAUGAUGAGCAUGUGAAGAGAGUUAAGGAAAACAAAUAUCCUCAUCGCUUGUCCCGAAAAGGCUAUGCAAACCUGGAACAGGAAUGGGCAAAAACACACAGUGGAGAUGAGUUAGUCAUUGAUCGAUCUGUUACGUGGGUCCUUGCAAGGAAGGACAAAGAAGGAAAUUUCAAGUGUGACUCUACAAAACAGAAGGCGGAGGAACUUAAUUCCGGUUCAUUUUCAAGAGUUCUUAAGGGAACAAGUAUGCUCUGCCAAAUGGCACAGCUUGCUGUUGGUUCUGUGGACAAUAUUGUUGCACAUGCAAAGGUGUAUGGAUUCUCCCGGAUGGAUGACCUCACCCUACAUGGUGAAAAACUGGGUGAAGAAUAUGCAAAGGUGUCCAUUACAAAAGAAAUACAAGAUGUUGACAUUCCAGUCCCAAUCCCCGGUGAAGUACUUACUGUUGAACAAUCCAAAGGAACCUUUGUAGCAUGGCCUAAGGAGCUGAUAGUCUUGGAUGUGCUUCCUAAAGGAAAGAGCAAUUUGAAAACUGUCAAAAAGAAAAAGGCCCCUAAAAGAUUGAAAAAGGCACAUGUUCUAGACGAUGAAGAAUGUGGCCAAGAGUUCCAAGUAGAACUUGGUCCUGAGUAUCCACUGCAGUUGAAACGGCUAUGCUGCCUGUAUGAGCUUGUAAAAAAGAACAAAAUGCUUCAGAUGAUCUCUUUUGUGGAUCCCGGCAUGGUACGAACGCUUGCAUGUGGGAACAUAGGGCAAAGGUCACGCAAGCUUGCUGAUUGCUUUAAGGGGGCCUGUGAUGGACAACACUUUCUAAUAUCGUUCAAUGACGUGAAUCAUUGGGCUUUGACUGUUGUCAAACCUAAUGAAGAGGUAGUGUACUACAUGGACCCCCUUAAACGUCGUAUAGAUAGUCAGUAGUGGACUGAAGUGGUUGAUAAGUAAGUAGUGACUCAAUGAACAAAAAUCUUUAGUAUUUUCUAUCACUUUUGCUUAUAACAUUUUUCUAUUUAUCUUUUUGGUUUCUUUAUAGUGCUAUAGUUUUGUACAAGAAUACCAUGAACACAUCUAUGUUGAAGAAGAAAGUGUCUUGGGAGAACAUGG